GAGAACAAGUGAAGUAACCCUCCCGGACCGCCAAGCCUAGGCGUCGGUGCAGGGCACGGACCAGGGCAGAGCGCCCCAGCAGACCCCAGGGAUCUCUUCUUGAUCUGGCACCUCAUGUGUUCUCUCUCAAAAGUGGAAGUGAAAAGAACUAGGAUCUCUCCUCUCUCAAACUCUUGCUAACUCCAGUGCUCACCCAAGCAUGGAAUAAUGAAUAUCUACAAGUGAGGACAAGCUUAUGCAAAUGAGCUUGAGCCGCUGGUUACAUUCCUCCUCUGGGACAAAACUUUUUGUAGUCCUAUGCAAAAAAUCAUCUGAGACAAGCUUGAACCUGUAACUCCGCAGUAUAGACACUGAACCAGCACUUUCCAACAAGGUUGAUUUUUCUAGCAUCCCACGUAAUGGACCUGAGAUACUAUCAAAACUAAAAACAGAUGGGCACUAACAAUGCAUGCAGUUGAGUAUCACCUGAGAGGUGUUACAGAGACAACAUGCCUGGCUACGUGGAGGUCCUAACGCAUCACAUUUCAAAAGUACGACUACAAUACGCAACAAUCAGUUGUAAAGUAAAGCGUGACUCACUAGCAAGACAAAGCAAGCUGGGUGAAACAUAGCAUGCCAUCAGAAGGCCAAAACUAAAAAUACAGGACAACCAUUAACAUAUGUGCAAAACAAUAGAUGUCGUUAUAGCAUUAACAUAAUAUAAAAUAUAAUCCUAUGAACAUAACAGCAACAUAAGGAUAUUCAAAAGUGCAGAAAUUCACAUGUGCAGCCAUAAACAUGCAACUACAGGCAAGACACAUUUCAAAAGGGGUGUCUCUUGUAAACAACAUAUUGUUGGAUUCUAACUUCUAAUCCAGUCUGCUCUCCACAUCUAUUUUAUGGAAUUCUUAUUGGGCAGAAACCUCCUGAAGUUCUUGCCAGGGGGGAGACCGUCGGGGCAAAUGCAGAGCUUACAGAGUAUCAGAAAAAUUGUUAUGGAAAAUGAACGUUAGGAAUGUGGAAAGGCUUUCCACAGGACUGUUCUUAUUCAACAUGUGAGAAUUCAUACUGGUGAGAAACCUUCUCUUUGUCAGGAAUGUGGAAUGGCCUUCUGCCAGAAGAACGUCUGACUAGACAUCACAUUUAUCAUACCGGUGAGUAACCUUCAGUCUGUCAGGAAUGUGGAAUGGCCUUCUGCCAGAAAGGAUGUCUGACUAGACAUCACAUUUGUCAUACCGGUGAGAAACCUUCAGUCUGUCAGGAAUGCGGAAUGGCCUUCUGCCAGAAAGGACGUCUGACUAGACAUCACAUUUGUCAUACUGGUGAGAAACCUUCAGUCUGUCAGGAAUGCGGAAUGGCCUUCUGCCAGAAAGGACGUCUGACUAGACAUCACAUUUGUCAUACUGGUGAGAAACCUUCAGUCUGCCAGGAAUGUGGAAUGGCCUUCUGCCAGAAAGGACGUCUGACUAGACAUCACAUUUGUCAUACUGGUGAGAAACCUUCAGUCUGUCAGGAAUGUGGAAUGGCCUUCUGCCAGAAAGGACGUCUGACUAGACAUCACAUUUGCCAUACUGGUGAGAAACCUUCAGUCUGUCAGGAAUGUGGAAUGGCCUUCUGCCAGAAAGGACGUCUGAUUAGACAUCACAUUUGCCAUACUGGUGAGAAACCUUCAGUCUGCCAGGAAUGUGGAAUGGCCUUCUGCCAGAAAGGACGUCUGACCAGACAUCACAUUUGUCAUACUGGUGAGAAACCUUCAGUCUGUCAGGAAUGUGGAAUGGCCUUCUGCCAGAAAGGACGUCUGACCAGACAUCACAUUUGUCAUACUGGUGAGAAACCUUCAGUCUGUCAGGAAUGUGGAAUGGCCUUCUGCCAGAAAGGACGUCUGACUAGACAUCACAUUUGUCAUACUGGUGAGUAACCUUCAGUCUGUCAGGAAUGUGGAAUGGCCUUCUGCCAGAAAGGACGUCUGACCAGACAUCACAUUUGUCAUACGGGUGAGAAACCUUCAGUCUGUCAGGAAUGUGGAAUGGCCUUCUGCCAGUCAGGACACCUAAUUCAACAUCAGAAAUAUCAUAUUAGAGAGAAACUUUAUGAAUGUCAUGAGUGUUGAAAGGCAAAACCACAGGAAGGUAACGCUUAUUCAACAUCAGAGAAUUCUUACUGGAAAUAAAUCUUUUAAAUGCUAUGAAUGUGGGCAAACCUCUCCCUAGAGGUCAACUGUUACUCAACAUUGGAGAAUUCAUACUGGUGAAAAUCCUUAUCAGUGUCAAAAAUGUGGGAUGGCCUUCCACCAGAGUGGACACUUAACAUCACCUAAGUCAUACUGGAGAGAAACCUUAUAAAUAUCCAGAAAGUGGGAAAGCCUUCCCCUGGCACUCAACUCUUGUUCAACAUCAGAAAAUUCAUACUAGUGAGAAGCAUUGUGAAUGUACUGACUGUGAAAAGGCCUUCUCUGAGAGGUCAUAGUUGAAUCGUCAUAUGAGAAUCCAUAUGGGAGAGAAACCUUUUGCAUGCCCUCAAUGUGGAAAGGCCCUCUACUUCAAGACUGCACUUAUGCAUCAUGAGAGAAUUCAUACUGGAGAGAAAACUUAUAAAGGCCAUAAAUGUGGGAAGGCCUUACCCUGGAAGACAGAUCUUAUUCAACAUGUGAAAAUUCAUUCUGGAGAGAAACCAUAUGUAUGUCUGAAUGUGGGAAGGCCUUCCACACGAAAUGAGCAUGAGAAAAUUCAUACUGGAGAGAAACUUUAUGGAAGAUGUUACUCAACACAUGAGAACUCAUACCUGAAACCGUGUGAAUGUCUUGAAUGUGGGAAGGCCUUCAGCCAGAGUGGGUCCUUGACUUGACAUCAAACAAUUCAUAGUGGAUAGAAACUUUAUGAAUAUAAUGAAUGUGGAAAGUUCUUCAACCAGAGCAUACGAUGUCCUGGACAUUAGACAAUCUAUUCUACAGAAAAGCUUUGUGCAUUUGAUCUUCAAAGUUAGAAAGUACCUCAGGGACCUUCAUACAUGAAAAAGGUUUUUCUCUACCACACACCUGACAAAUGAUCACCGAGGCUGUGCUGUAAAGCAACCAAUGAGAGGAAAAUCCACUACUAGCCAUUCCACUUUGGGGUAGUUCUAGGGAUUUCAUCAGGCAUUAAUUUGUCUCUUUCCAAGUUGUGCUCAUUCCUCUCUCGUUUUGUCUGCUGCUGCCAAACAGAGCAUCUUUAAUUCUGCCCCAUCACAUCUCUUUAAGUAGUCAUCAAUAAACAUUUAUUAAGCACCUGCUGUGUGCCAGGAACUGUGCUAAGUGCAGGGGAUACAAAAAAAGGCAAAAAAUGGUCCUUGCUGUCAAAGAGCUUACAAUUUAACAAAAGAGACAGCAAGCAAGCAAAUAUGUAGAAACAAAUUAUGUAUAGGAUAGAUAGGAAAUCGGAAGGAAGGCAUUAGAUUUAAGAGGGGUUGGGAAGGGCUUCUUGUAAAAGGUGGGGUUUUAAUU
Messenger RNA from Phascolarctos cinereus (koala), 3457 nucleotides. NCBI's taxonomy places the organism in Eukaryota, Metazoa, Chordata, Mammalia, Diprotodontia, Phascolarctidae. The record is from RefSeq and is a predicted model, not a curated record.